This is a messenger RNA of Xenopus tropicalis (tropical clawed frog), 2758 nucleotides long. It is a transcript of the gene cbll1, whose product is annotated as Cbl proto-oncogene-like 1, E3 ubiquitin protein ligase. The record is from RefSeq and is a predicted model, not a curated record. The transcript has 7 exons. Gene Ontology annotation, cellular component: nucleoplasm; nuclear speck; nucleus. NCBI's taxonomy places the organism in Eukaryota, Metazoa, Chordata, Amphibia, Anura, Pipidae. Gene Ontology annotation, biological process: protein ubiquitination. Gene Ontology annotation, molecular function: ubiquitin protein ligase activity. Bases 187 to 1701 code for a protein of 504 amino acids.
GUUUAAUACCAAACCAAAACCUGCGUUUAAUUCAACAUAAACAACUGUCACAUGACCGAACCUUCAACGCGAAAAGGCUCUGCAGAUACGUCACAGAGUACGCGCUGUACGCAUGCUCACUACUCUACUUCCUGUUCCUGAGUUCCUCCCAAUAGUUUCCGUUCCCGGAGUGCCCCGCGUUGAAUCAUGGACCAUAAUGAUAAUGAUCUACAAGGCACUAACAGUAUGGGGUCCCUGAGUGGCCUGGAUGUCCGUCGACGAAUACCAAUAAAGCUCAUCUCAAAACAUCCAAACAAAAGUAAACCACCUCCUCGGCCCCAAAGAAACAUGAACAGAAUGCCAACAAAGCCUCAGCCAGGUGAAGAAGAAGGUUUUGAUUAUAAUGAAGAAGAGCGGUAUGAGAAUAAAGGAGGUGACAUGUUUAAUAAUCAGAGGAGAUUUCCUGCUCACGUCUUUUGGGACUUUAAGCUUAAUCUCAUUGGAGAAAAAGAAGACACUCCUAUUCAUUUUUGUGACAAAUGUGGCCUGCCUAUCAAAAUAUAUGGGCGGAUGAUUCCAUGUAAGCAUGUUUUCUGCUAUGACUGUGCUUUAAUGCAUGAGAAAAAGGCAGAUAAACUGUGUCCAGGAACACUUGUUGAAGAAAGUACUGACACCUUUAAGCGUAUGAGUUGCAAUGAUCCCGUUCAACGCAUUGAGCAGUGUGCACGUGGCUCUCUCUUCAUGUGUAGCAUUGUGCAAGGUUGCAAGAGAACAUAUUUAUCUCAAAGAGAUCUGCAGGCACACAUUAACCACCGUCACAUGAGAGCUACCAAGCCAACUGCCCGACCUCAGCCUGAGCCAAUCCAUCCUCCUUUGGCCCCACCCCCAGCAGAAAUCCCAGAUCGCUUUAUAAUGCCCCCAGAUAAGCAUCAUCUAAGUCAUAUGCCUCCAAAACAACAUAUAUUGAUGCCACCUCCCCCAAUGCAACAUGUUCCUCAUGAGCAUUUCAGUCAACAACAUGAUGAUAUUCGGCCCUCUCCAGCAGAAAUUUCCUUAGCCCCGCCUCCACCCCGCUCUGUUAAUCAGGAUGCUUUCAGGAUAUCUACUAGACAGCAUAGCAACUUAAUCACAGUGCCUAUUCAGGAUGAUUCCAAUUCUGGUGCCAGAGAAACUCCUCAGGCACCUGGUCCUACUCUACAUCAUCCAGAGUAUCCAGGCCAACCAGUGGUGGCUCAUCCUCACCAUAUAAUGCCUCCACAGCAGCACUAUGCUCCACCCCCUCCACCACCCCCUCCAAUCAGUCAUCCAAUGCAACACCCUCCUCAGGCAGCUGGGACACCUCACAUGGUUUACAGCCAAGGUCCUCCACCACCAAUGACAACUGCUCCACCACCAAUAACACCCCCACCGGGACAUAUAAUUGCUCAAAUCCCACCAUACAUGAAUCAUCCUCCUCCAGGACCUCCGCCACCACAACAUGGUGGUCCACCAGUUAAUGCUCCUCCUCCUCAUCAUUAUAAUCCUAGUUCUUUGCCUCAGUUCAAUGAAGAUCAAGGAACUCUAAGCCCUCCCUUCACACAACCUGGGGGAAUGAGCCCUGGGAUGUGGCCUGCUCCAAGAGGACCACCGCCACCCCCCCGAAUGCAAGGGCCUCCUUCUCAAGCCCCUAUUCCAGGACCUCAUCAUCCAGAUCAGGCCAGAUACAGGCCGUAUUAUCAAUGAAAUACUUAUGCUGAACUUGCUAGAUGUAAUCUUUUGCUUCAGCUGCAGGUUUAUGGUAAUGUGUAUACAGUCUCUUCAGUUGUGGCUUUCCCUUUUUGGGGGUGUUGUAAGCAAAAAACACAAUUUCAGUUGAACUACAUGUUCUGAAAAUUUUGACUUUAAUCAUACAGUCAGAUUUGUGUUUUUUUAGAUUUUGACAAACCGCCAUCUUAAGAUUAUAACUUCUGCAUUUCCUAGCAAGUGUCUCAUUUUAAUGAUAUGUUACACCCAAUGUAAUAUAAAUGUAAGUAUAUGUGUACAGUAGUAGUUGUUUUCCUUGAGUUGUAAGAUAUAACAAGUAACCGCUGUAUAACAUUGUAGAAUUUUUACAGCCAGUAAAAAACUUGGUUUGUAAGAUUAAAUGUUCUGUUUUAUUAAUAAUAAAAAAAUCUUUAUAGUCUGAUUUACAAGCAAACUUCAUAGCGGAUAAUGGCACUUACAUUGAUUAGAAAGUAGGCUGUUUAUUCUGUCAGCUAGUGUCUGCCUUAUUGAGAAUUAAAAUAUUAGUUUGUAAAUAGGGUUCUGACACAGCAGACAAUGGAAAUGGAAUAGCACGGCAACAGUGUUUGCCAUUCACUUUGAAUAUCAGGAGUUUGUAGCAUUUUGUUCGCUGGUUUGGCAAAAUGCAACAAAUCUAUUAGUCUGACAUUACCUUUAUUCUGUAUAAUAUGCCUUUAUUCUGUAUAAUAUGCUUUUGUAACACUAAAACUUAGAGCCUAUGUGAUAAGUGGAGCUCACCACAUGGAAGAUGGGUGCUAGAGGUUUGGGGAAUACUGCUAUAAUUUUGUAAGGAAGGUCCUACAUUGAUGCAAAAAAAUCAUGGUGGUAUAAUAUCAAAAUACUAAAUGUUUGAAAGUAAAUGUUACAUCUGGGAUGUUGGGGGGAAAUGAACUGUACCACCAUGUACAUUAUUUGCCAUUCUUAAAUAGUCUUAAUUGUAAAUGUUCAUAAUAUGACCAGUGCUUACCAACAUACUGAACAUUAAAUGUGACACACAUCUGAUGCAAUACAGCAAUAA